GACUCAUUUUGUAACUAAAAAUACGCGGUACUUCUAAGUUCACGGAAUAUUGGGCCAUCCUGUAUAUAGCUGCAAUCUGUUAUUGCCAGAAUUUGCAAUAAAAAUAUUGCUCGUUCGGAGGCUUUUUGUCUAAAGAAAUGCACCUACUUUUCUGCGCUAUUGUCGGAAUACUGUCAGCGCCAAAUCGUCGUCCUGCCUUCUGUUAAAAAACUCGUUAAUUAUAUUCUUUGAUACCAUAGCCGACGUCCAAACCAGUCCAAUCCGACACCUGCCCUCAACCUCGUCAGCUUCAACUUCCUCGGGCGUCGGCAGCGACAUCGUUACUGCCUCAACGACCACCAUGUCAACGUCGGUAUCCUCUUCACGUCCUACGAUUCGUGCCAGCGUCAACCAGUGUCUUAUUGGCGACCUGGUUCUGGUGGUCUGGGAUCCGAACCAUCAGAGUUUUCGUAUCGCGCAGGAGAACAGGCAUAUGUACUUCCUGAAUACUGAAUCGCUCGAUGCGCUGGGGUUAGCAGUCGUGGACGGGACGCCUAACAAGUCGUACUGCCUCGGAGUGGUGCUAGAUAGAGAGUACUGCCAUGCUAGGAAGUCUAAGAACCGAUACAGGUUGCCGAAAGGCACAAAGUUUUUCCGCUUGAAAGUCGGCCCCGCCUCAGUAGCGCAAUCUUCGUCUAAAGACAGCGUGACGCAGAGCCUCUACCAGCCGAGACCGCCGUCCAUGUCAGAGGCGUCACGCACCCUGUCUCAGUCCACCAUAUCGGAAAUCACAGAGUGCGCGCCGUUAUCGCUACCGCCAUCUCCCGACGCCAGGAAGUAUCCGGUGAUUCCCGAGAGAGACGAAUCGGACGGCGCUUCGAGGCGUAAGUCGAAGUCUACGAGUUCCGAGGGAGAUACGGAGGCCGCCAAGCAAAUGGACAUAGACAGCUGGAGCUCGGAAGGCAUCGAAGUCCACCGCGACACCCCAUUCGUCCUCCCUCAAAACGUCGAAGUGAUAUGCCCCGUCGAUACGGAUAAUCACUUCGCGGAGGACAGCGGCAUUGUGGAGAACAUAGAGGAGGCGGUGGCGCUGGAAGAAACCAUCGUCCCCGAGGAGGUCUUCGAGGAAGACGCCCACGAAGGACAACGGGACCCUCAGAACUACGAACACAACAUAGAUGAGCAGCAUGGCUAUGUAAGCACCACCUGGCUAGAGAUGAUGCUCAGUAGAGUGUUUAGCAAAAGUGAUUGAUGAUAAAUUGAGGUAAAUGACCAUAGAUAGAUAAAUGAAUUGUAGUGAGAUUAGAUAGAGGUAGGUAUUUGUACAAAAAUGUAAAUAUAUCUUUGUUUCUGCUUACUUGCCCCAUGCGUAUAUUUGUCCUUCGGAUAUACCGAAUAUUUAUUUUUUUAUAUGCUCCUUAUAAACUAAAUACUGAAUAAAAUAUCUCCUCCACAGCUACAGUAGCGGACAAAAGUUUGGAAACAUUCUUAGUAAUUUUUAAAAACGAUUUUUCUUUCUCAUAUAGUUUGCUUACAGUCUUGAAGAUACAAAUGACAAUUUGUGUUUGCUGUGGUAUUAUUAAUAUUUUAUGACCGAAAAUGAAAUGACAAAUGUAUGGAAAGAUAUUUUUAAUUAUAAAAUUAAAUACAAUAAUUCUACAAAAAGAUUUAAAAAAUACUGUUUAGCUAAUAUUUGCUAGCAUAGCCUUUAGCAUUCAACACUGCCUGACAUCUGCUGCUCAUAGAAGACACCAAUUUUUUACAGACGUCUGUUGGGAUAUUUUCCCAAAUAUUUUUUACGUAAUCAAAUAAAUUGUUUUUAAGUUGUUCUUGACAGUUGUCUUUUAAAAUGCUCCCAGAGAUGUUCUAUAGGGUUUAGCUCCGGGGAUUGCGAAGGCCAUGUAAGAACAUAAACGUUUUCUAGUCUUAACCAGUCCUUUACGCAUUUUGGGGUCAUUAUCUUGCUUGAUCCCUAUUAAAAAUAAUUUUUGAUGUCGUCCCCUUGUUCAUUUUUAAUCUUUGAAAAAUGUUAACAUUUCUGACACCACUUCUAAUUAAUUCAAUUAUUUUGUCUCUUAAAAUUCUUUUCCUUUUGCAAUUCUCACUGAUGUUAAUAUUUACCGCACGCAAAAUCAGAGUAUCGUAGAACGAAUGGUAAAUACGGCAAUACUUUUGUCAUUACAAAAACAGUGGUCUUUAUUUUCAGAGAAUUUGAAUAUUGAUAAGAUAAAUCUUGUAUUAGUAUGGGAGACAAAGGUAGACUUUAAUAUUUAUUAUUAUCUGUUCCUUCACAAUUUUAAUCUAAGCAUAUUAAAUAGUUCAUAAUAAUGUUAAUAUGUGUUUCCAAACUUUUGUCCGCUACUGUUUUGGUUUUAUCAAAUGUUUCAUUCAGCACCGUGCUUACGUUUUUCAAAAAAUUCCUACCUACUCAUUUUUUGCUAGCAAUUCACGUCGUAAUCGCUAGUUUUUUCCAUCUUCGUAGCUUUCAACGUACAUUUAUUAAAUUGUUUAUAAGGAGCAUCAUCGAUAGCAUGCCUUUGAUACGAGUGUUUCGAAAUUAUGAAGAAACUUAAUGUAGCAGGGAGGUUAGAGAAUUUUUCCUUGUUGUGAUAUAUUGACUGUUGAUACAUCACCUUCUGUCAGUUUCUUUUUUAUAAUCUAAGUAUACACGCGGGUCUGUUACCAGUUCGUUUAUUGAUAUUUUCACCUUAGAUUUAAGAUUACAAAACAAAAAAUCAAACAAUUAUUAAACUAUAUAUUAGUUGAAGUGAUAGAAGAUACCUGUUUUCUUUCAUUUCUAAGUUUUCAGUUUGUAAAAAUGUUCUAUUUUAUGGCCUUCGAUAUUUGUAGAUCAAAAAAUAUAUAAAAAACCAAAUGAAAUGGAUGAGGAAGAGAUAUACAUAUAUAGAUUUAUAGAUUUACAUAGGAGUUAAUUUUGAUAUUUCAUCCUAUUUAUUUCAGAAACUGCGUUCACAUUUCAAAGUUUCAUGAAUUGUAGACAAAUAGGCGAAUUAAAAUAGUAUAAGGAAGCUAUUUUUGAUUUAUUUGUGACAAAACUAUCGUUUGUGAUAUUCUUUUAUUUUUUGUUUGAUGGAAAUGACAUUUAAUUCAACCAAUCUUCUUUAACGUUAUGUAUAAGAUAGUGCCACAAUUUUUGUAUGUGUGUGUUUUUGUACAACCGUGCAAUAUGGUAAUUUCCUCCACAAAAUGGGGGAAAAUUGAGCCAACAUUUUGCGCGAGCGUUGAGUACGUCAUUACUAAAAUGGAAGCUAAUAAAUGAUUAUUUAUUUUGACUGUACGGUUCCUAAACAUGGAGCAAACGUUCAAAUGGUGAUUCUUUGGGCGAUUCGCGAUUUCGAGAAUAUGUUGCACUAUGACGGUUUUCGAAAAAUAUGCCAAAAAUCAAACAACCAUUUAUUUUUCUUAGUAAAAAAAAUUUAGCGUAAAUUUAUAUUGCUAAACUGAAUUUCGAAUUUUAGAUAUUCCUGUAAACGUUUUGUUUUACCCAAAUGAGAUGGUGGUGGUAAAAUCAUUUUAGCGUCAUUUAAAGGAACCAUUCCUACAUCAGGUUCCAAAGGAUAUACGAAGUGUCCGCUGAAUUUUACCGACUUCCGCAAAAACUUUACUUCUACUUCAUUGUUGGAACUUUCCAGAUUUAUCACUUUUCCAACAUAGAAUAAAUUAUCAUUUUUGGCACUAAAUGACACUAAUACAAAGUCGUUAGGUUUGGGAUUUCGAUCCAGUUCUUCAAAUGCUGAAGGAUCAGCCUCGGGAAUCCAGUCUGUUGAAUCCUGGUCAGAGUCGGUAAAAGAUAAACUUCCAUCUUCCUCAGACGAAGAUAUAUCAUUGAAAUCAACGUUCUUUUUUUUUGCAAAUAAAUUCCGGGUGGCAGCUUUUUGUUUGUCGUCCUUGUUUUUUCUUUUUAUUUUGUCUUUUUCAAUGUUUUUUUCAAACAUAUCUUUCUCAGGGGUAUCAGAGGGAAUGCAGCUGGUAAUUUUUCUACGCUGGCUAUUAGAAACCUUUCUCAUUCCUGCUUUUGGGUAUCCCUUAAAUAUUUCUGGCCUUAUAAACAAUUUCAAUUUUGAUGACUGAUCAUUAAGUGUAUCAUUGAAACUGUCUGAGCUACUUUAGAUGAUGUCUAUCGGUAACAGAGCUGCACAGGAAAUCGUCGUUUUAAACUUUUUUCUGGGAAACACCAUUAUUGGGUACAGUGUAUUACCAGUAGCACUUAUUGUGCAACAUGUUGUCAUCAAAACUCCUCGUUCUCCACUAGUACAUUGACUUACUUGUUUGAUACCUUUCGACGACAGAACUUUUUUUGGUUUUUGAACAGUUGUUGUUCCAGUUUCGUCUAGGUUAUAAAUCCGUGUACCAUCAGAAAACUUCUCAGACCGACUAUACGUUUUUUCAAGGUUGUCAAAAAAUAAAUUUACAUUAUGUUAAACGUAGUUGCUCUUGAAAGACUACAUCCUUCUGGUUGACGUAUGCUUAAUUCUUUUGCAUGUCUUUUUAAAAAACCCUGUAACCAGUCGAUACCAGCAGAUUUAUUCUUAUCCCAAGAUAACGUAAUGUUUUUUUUUUAUUAAUUUGGGCCAUCUCAUAUGCCAUAUCUUUUGUAGUUUUCCCAUAGCACAUUUUCGAACAUUUAAUAAUGUAAUUGACUAAAUCCUUCUCUUCCUCUUCAUUAAAAACCAGGCGAUGCUUAUAAUUGCUUUUCAUGGAAAGUCAUUGGGAUUAGCUUUAUUUUGUUCCUUUUUAACAUAAAAAAAAUUGUCUUAUUGUAGCCCAUUUGUAUAUUUAGGAAAAAAAUAUUAUUAUUAUACAGUAAAACUAAAGUUGUCUUUUGAGAGUUACAUUUAAAAAUUAGCUAAAAGGUCAAUUUACAAAUGCAUAUAACUGUCUUACCUUUAGGGAUUAUAGAUCACUCAAAAAAAAAUUAUCAAAACAAUACAUAAAAAAAAUCGACCUCGCCACGUACACCCCAUAAAAUCUAGAAGACGAUUGAUCCAGCGGCGCGAAAAAUGUAUAUUCAGGUCAUGCGCAUACAGAAUAGUAUAUUAUGCGACCGAUAGAUGGCUAUCGCGUAAACGACUGGAAAUAUAAAGAUGUCUCAUCGUUGCUCAUGUCUCAUAGUGGCCUACCCUACUCUACUGCUUUAGAACAAAAACACAGUAAUCUCGCUUAGCUUACAGGUUCGCUCAUAGAUGGCUCCGUGAGUAAGCGGUUAUGCAGUGUUGUCAAACUGACGGAACGUGUUUAGAAACUGCUACAUUUAUAUUGACCUGAAUGAAUUACAUUUUGUUUCUACUUUUUUUUGGAGGUUACAUUACAGUGUCAUACGAAAUAAGUAAACAGAUUGUCUUAACUGGACCACUUGCGGAGCCACAAGGUUUCAAUCGGCGAUAGAUCUGGACUACUCGAUAUCCAUUUUAAAGCUAAAAUAUUGUUUACUAACAUCCAAUCUUUUACUUUUUUAGCCAUAUGGCAAGCGGCACCAUCUUGUUGGAACAUACAUUCAAUAUUGUUUAAACGCAUUUGUUGAAUUUGGUGUAUUAAGUUAUUUUGAAGCACAUCAAUACAUAAUACCUUCGACAAAGUUUUAGUUCCCCACUACACUUGCUGACAUGGAUCCACAAAUCUUAACAGAAGCCGGAGACUUAACUUUUUUUUCAUUUUCAUUCUGAAACACAUCUUUAGUUCUUAUAACAUGAUUCCUACUAUCACCAAUGUAUACUUCAAAUCUGGCUUUAUCACUCCAAAUAAUGGAGUUCGGAGACAAUAAUUUGGGUUUUUUGGCCCACGCUAGUCUGUUUUGUUCUGCAUCUUUGUUGUAAGAGCUUCCCUUUUGCCUAGAAAUACUGAAUUAAAAACGAAUAAUAAAAAAAUACUUUAAGCCUACCUUGUGAGUUUUAAAUUCCAGUUUUUGGGCAGCUCUGUGACAAGUUACUCCUGAAAACUUUUUUGUGGUUGCGUGAUUUCAUAAUAUUUUCAAUUCGUUAUAAUUAGCACGCCGAUUUUCCAUGAUAAUGCGUUUUAAGGCUCUUAAGUUGGUACUGGAAUAACGCGGGCGUUUUCCAGUUCUGCGUUUUUGAGACACAGAUCCCGUUGUUUUGUACGAUUCCUGUUAGCGAUUUGGCAAGCAUUGUGCCCUUUUAAAUGUUAGUAUAUGAUCACUUUUCUUAUUUCGAGCCAUUUUCAAUUGUUAACAACACCAAUGCGUUGCAAGUUGAUUUAAACCUCAGAAAUCAGUUUCUUAGCAACGUAAAAUAUUAUCAUUCGUUCUACAAAGCCUACCUUUAUUUUAUCGAAGUGAAUAAACAGACCAUUCAACUUCAACUUUGUCAUCAUAUAUUUUGCUACACACACGUGAUUUUGCAGACAAUUUCGAAAUAAAAACGCGUCGGUUUUGUUAUCUUUCCAUAAACAGUUAUAGAAAACAUAAAUAUAUUUGAAAUAAAAGUUGAAUUUGCCCUCAAUUAAAUUCACAAAUAUCAUCUUUUGGGGCGUUCUGCCAACUUCACCGAGACACGACUUGUAUUAUUGAUUUGCAACUAGCGAGUAAAAGAUAUUUUGUUUGCCUUCUAUCUUCAAAAUUAGAUUUUUCAAAAAUCGUCCUAGGUCAAAAUAGUCUCAAAAUAGCCCAAAGAAUUACAGCUUGAAUGCUUGUCCGAGGUCAGAAAACUGAAAUAUGAGGCCAAUUCUUUGAAACGAGGGAGCAUGAUACCUAAGGUGGGGAUAGUUUUGUUACUCUUCUGACACCUUUUGACGUUUAUUAAAUAAAUUUGCGAAUCACAAAAUCGUCCUUAGAGAUGAGAGAUGGACGAUGGCGAGCCUCCCACACUUUUUCUUCUGCUAAAUGUUGCAAAAUGCAGUUCCACGAAGCUUAACAGAACCGUACCUACCUUGUAUUCUUUUCCCUUCCUUUCAAGAAUUUACCUCCAGUUUAGUUUCGAACCAUCGUGCUGGUGUGCUAUAAAAAUCCACCUAUUCGACUUCAUUGCUAAUAUUAAGUUUUAUCCGUGUGAUUUGUGCCUUAUCUAAAUGCUGUAGAAAUGUGUGCAAGACUGAAUUGACUGGAUUUGAUGUUGGAAAACUGCUAAAGACGUUUGGUUGGAUUAUAUUCACCUUGUAUAUUAUAAGUUAGUGUCAUGGUAUAAAGUGUAUGAAUCGUUUGCGUAAGUUGGUAUAUGAAAAAAAAAGAAAACAUAAAAAUUGAGUAAUUAGGUGAAUUUGAAUUAUGGUUUUAUAAUAUAUGAAACACCAUACGAAGUCGUGUUUUGUUCCAUAUGUAUUCGUGUAAAGAAUUUAAUUUAAUUUAGCAAAUUGUGAGAUAUUUGCGACAUUUUUUAUAACAAGCCAAGUGCAAU
Messenger RNA from Acanthoscelides obtectus, 7346 nucleotides. NCBI's taxonomy places the organism in Eukaryota, Metazoa, Arthropoda, Insecta, Coleoptera, Chrysomelidae. The record is from the annotation of a GenBank genome assembly.